AUGGAUGCUACUCUGUUCAGGGCUGUGGUUUUGAUGAGCAUGCUUGUGCUUGCAAUAGCUCAAGCUGAUAUUAAUCCCUCUUAUACCAAUGCGGAAAUCACAACCCUCUCUCACUUUAAUGCUAAACUCAUGAAUGCUAAGCUCCCAUGCCACAAGCUUCUCAUGCCAAGCCAAGAAUUUAUCUAUAAGCGACUAUUGGUUUCAUUGGUGAAGAAGACCAAGGUGUUUCCUAAGGCUCAACUACCUUUUCGAAACACUCUUGGGGUCUGA
Molecule: messenger RNA, 270 nt
Organism: Prunus armeniaca (apricot)
Lineage: Eukaryota; Viridiplantae; Streptophyta; Magnoliopsida; Rosales; Rosaceae
Source: the annotation of a GenBank genome assembly